Molecule: messenger RNA, 468 nt
Organism: Akanthomyces muscarius
Lineage: Eukaryota; Fungi; Ascomycota; Sordariomycetes; Hypocreales; Cordycipitaceae
Exons: 5
Coding region: 1-468 (155 amino acids)
Source: RefSeq, a predicted model, not a curated record
AUGUCGCUCAUUGGUCGGCAGAGGAAAUGGCGGCUUGGCCGGUCGGCGAACAGUGAUGGGGUGGGCGUAGCCAGCCUUGUAGGGCGACGGCGCAAAUGGCAGCAGAUCCCAUCUUCAAUCGAGUUCCUAGUUCUUCGACACUAUUUACCCGUGGACUUUUGCCGUGAAGAAGACGUUUUGAACCAAGUGUGCCAAAACACCCUCAGCGAACUCCUCAGACAGACUGUCGAAUUCGACAGUCCCCAGUCAGAAAUGACCUAUUUUGUCAGCCUGGAACCACUGGAGGCUGCCGUCGCAAACACCGCCUGCAGCCUAGACUCGACUCAGCCUGCGUCGUCAUCUCGCUUGACGCCGGACCAGCCAAGCCUCCCAACAAUUUACGCCCAAAAACGGCGAAAAAGAACUGGAACCCUUUUUUGUGUCGCUCCUCGUCGCUUUGUCGGAUCUCCCGAGCGCCUCUUUUGUUGA